UCCCGCCGGGACGGGCCGGGAAGGGCCUCGCUCCCUGCGCCGGCCGCGCUCCGGGAACCGGGAUCCGCAGGCCGCCCCCGCCUCUUCCUCCUCUUCCCCCUCCUCGUCCGCCGGGAUCCUCGCUGCUCGCCCGCCCGCCAGCCCCGAGCCGCGGCGGAGCGCCGUGUCCUCGCGGUAGAUCAUGUCCGCCGGGCAGCCGCCGCCGCCGGACGAGCCGCCCGCGCCUCCCCCGCCGCCGCCCGGCGCCAGCCCCGGCGAGGCCGCGGGCACCGGGCCCCCUUGCACCGCCGGGCUGGCCGGCGACGACAUCAAGAUGGAGGAAUCUUUUGAUGAUGCAACCCUGGCAAAACAAAAAGAACUCCAGGAAACAGAUCCUACAUAUGAAGAGAAAAUGCAAACAGACAGAGCAAACAGAUUUGAGUAUCUGUUGAAGCAGACUGAGCUCUUUGCUCAUUUCAUUCAGCCUGCUGCUCAGAAAACUCCAACUUCACCUUUAAAAAUGAAGCCUGGACGUCCACGAAUAAAGAAGGACGAGAAACAGAAUUUACUGUCAGCUGGCGACUACCGGCAUCGUAGGACAGAGCAGGAAGAAGACGAGGAGCUGUUAACGGAAAGCUCCAAGACAACCAAUGUCUGCACUCGAUUUGAAGAAUCUCCAUCAUAUGUGAAAUGGGGAAAGCUGCGGGAUUACCAGAUCCGAGGACUGAACUGGCUCAUUUCUCUGUAUGAAAACGGCAUCAAUGGCAUCCUGGCAGAUGAAAUGGGCCUUGGGAAGACACUGCAAACAAUAUCUCUUCUUGGCUAUAUGAAACACUACAGAAAUAUUCCUGGGCCUCACAUGGUGUUAGUCCCUAAGUCCACCCUGCAGAACUGGAUGAAUGAAUUUAAGAGAUGGGUUCCAACACUUCGAGCAGUUUGCUUGAUCGGGGACAAAGACCAGCGAGCUGCCUUUGUCAGAGAUGUGUUGUUGCCAGGCGAAUGGGAUGUGUGUGUAACAUCAUAUGAAAUGCUUAUCAAAGAGAAGUCAGUAUUCAAAAAGUUCAACUGGAGAUAUCUCGUUAUAGAUGAAGCCCACAGGAUUAAAAAUGAAAAAUCAAAGUUAUCAGAAAUUGUGAGGGAAUUCAAGACUACAAACCGGCUGCUAUUAACUGGAACUCCACUUCAGAACAACUUACAUGAACUCUGGGCACUUCUCAACUUCCUUUUGCCAGAUGUCUUCAACUCAGCUGAAGACUUUGAUUCAUGGUUUGAUACAAACAAUUGUCUCGGGGAUCAAAAACUGGUAGAGCGCCUUCAUAUGGUGCUACGACCAUUCCUCCUACGUCGCAUUAAGGCUGAUGUAGAGAAGAGCUUGCCUCCAAAGAAGGAAGUUAAAAUUUAUGUGGGCCUCAGCAAAAUGCAAAGAGAAUGGUACACACGGAUCUUGAUGAAGGAUAUAGAUAUCCUGAACUCAGCUGGGAAGCUGGACAAAAUGAGACUGCUGAACAUCCUCAUGCAGCUGCGAAAAUGUUGCAAUCACCCUUACCUCUUUGAUGGGGCAGAACCCGGCCCACCCUACACAACAGACAUGCAUUUGGUCACCAACAGUGGCAAAAUGGUGGUUUUGGACAAACUGCUGCCUAAGUUGAAAGAACAAGGCUCAAGAGUUCUAAUCUUCAGUCAGAUGACAAGAGUCCUGGAUAUCUUGGAAGAUUACUGUAUGUGGCGAAAUUACGAGUAUUGCAGACUGGAUGGACAAACUCCUCACAACGAACGACAGGCGUCCAUUAAUGCUUUCAACGAUCCUGACAGCUCAAAAUUUGUGUUCAUGUUGAGUACGCGGGCAGGAGGUCUUGGAAUCAAUCUGGCUACUGCUGAUGUCGUAAUUCUGUAUGAUUCAGACUGGAAUCCACAAGUAGACCUUCAAGCUAUGGAUCGAGCACACAGAAUUGGCCAGACCAAGACUGUUCGAGUGUUCAGGUUUAUUACAGACAAUACAGUGGAGGAAAGAAUAGUGGAACGUGCAGAGAUGAAACUCCGGCUGGACUCCAUAGUCAUUCAGCAAGGAAGAUUGGUAGAUCAAAACCUGAAUAAACUUGGAAAGGAUGAAAUGCUGCAAAUGAUUAGACAUGGAGCGACACAUGUGUUUGCCUCAAAGGACAGCGAGAUUACAGAUGAAGAUAUUGAUCACAUUUUGGAAAGAGGUGCAAAGAAGACUGCGGAAAUGAACGAAAAACUUUCAAAGAUGGGUGAAAGCUCCCUUAGGAAUUUUACUAUGGAUACUGAAUCUAGCGUGUAUAAUUUUGAAGGGGAAGACUACAGAGAAAAACAGAAGUUGGCAUUUACAGAGUGGAUUGAACCACCUAAACGAGAAAGAAAAGCCAAUUAUGCUGUGGAUGCUUAUUUCAGAGAGGCUCUUCGAGUCAGUGAACCAAAAGCACCCAAGGCACCACGGCCUCCAAAACAGCCAAAUGUACAGGAUUUCCAGUUCUUUCCUCCUCGCCUGUUUGAACUGUUGGAAAAAGAGAUUCUCUACUACAGGAAAACAAUUGGUUACAAGGUACCUCGUAAUCCCGAUCUCCCAAAUUCAGCCCAAGCACAAAAGGAAGAGCAGCUUAAGAUUGAUGAGGCUGAACCUCUUAAUGAUGAAGAACUUGAAGAAAAAGAGAAGCUUCUAACCCAGGGCUUCACUAACUGGAAUAAGAGAGAUUUCAACCAGUUCAUCAAAGCCAAUGAGAAGUGGGGCCGUGAUGACAUUGAAAAUAUAGCACGAGAAGUAGAAGGAAAAACCCCAGAGGAAGUCAUUGAGUAUUCAGCUGUGUUCUGGGAAAGAUGCAAUGAACUCCAAGACAUAGAAAAGAUCAUGGCUCAGAUUGAAAGAGGAGAAGCCAGAAUUCAGAGACGGAUCAGCAUAAAAAAGGCACUGGACACAAAGAUUGGGAGAUAUAAAGCCCCUUUCCACCAACUAAGAAUAUCAUAUGGUACUAAUAAAGGGAAGAAUUACACUGAAGAGGAAGAUCGCUUUCUGAUCUGUAUGCUUCACAAACUAGGAUUUGAUAAGGAAAAUGUCUAUGAUGAAUUAAGACAAUGUAUCCGAAACUCGCCGCAAUUCAGAUUUGACUGGUUUCUCAAGUCCAGAACUGCAAUGGAGCUGCAAAGGAGAUGCAAUACUUUAAUCACUCUCAUUGAAAGAGAAAACAUGGAACUGGAAGAAAAGGAAAAGGCAGAAAAGAAGAAACGUGGACCAAAACCAUCUUCGGCACAGAAGCGCAAAAUGGACGGUACUCCUGAUGGUCGUGGAAGAAAAAAGAAGCUAAAGCUGUGAAUGCAGAAUUUUUUUAAUCUCUAAAUUUAAGAAGUAGUUCUUUAAUUUACGGGUCUUCAUAAGAUGUACUGUAUAAUGCUUAACUAUUUUAAAUAACAUUGGGUUCAUCUGUUUAUUGAACUAGAACAUAGUACUUCUUAAUUGUAGUUUCACUUUUCUAAAUGCAACAGCUGUGCUGAAUUUUUUUUACCAUUAACACUUGAAAUAAUAAAUUGUCUUCAUUUAUUAA
This is a messenger RNA of Empidonax traillii (willow flycatcher), 3533 nucleotides long. RefSeq names its product SWI/SNF related, matrix associated, actin dependent regulator of chromatin, subfamily a, member 5 (gene SMARCA5). Gene Ontology annotation, biological process: regulation of transcription by RNA polymerase II; nucleosome organization. The coding region runs from base 182 to 3304 and encodes 1040 amino acids. The transcript is spliced from 24 exons. NCBI's taxonomy places the organism in Eukaryota, Metazoa, Chordata, Aves, Passeriformes, Tyrannidae. Gene Ontology annotation, cellular component: chromatin; nucleus. The record is from RefSeq and is a predicted model, not a curated record. Gene Ontology annotation, molecular function: ATP binding; DNA binding; histone binding.